GAAGACUCCACCGUACACCUUUUGUGAGAAGAUCCAUCAUGUCUCAUCAUUCCAUCCACGCAUCUACUGGACACAAGCACUUCAGCUCCUGUUCUGUGGCUUUACCUAAGCACUCCAGCUCACACAGCAUCUUCUCACACUCUACAAAACAUGCAGAACAUGGUCACAAGGCCCAACACUGCUUUAGCAGUAAGAGUGCCCACAAUAUUGGAUCAAAGGGACAUAAGAUAUCAGUAGGGAGUUUUCAUGGAAAAAGUGGACACGGAUAUGGAUUUGGUAUUGGAGGCUCCAGUCAUGGUUUUGGAGGACUAUCUGGUUCUGGAGGAAUCACCCAUGUUACUGUCAACCAGGGUCUUCUGGCACCUCUCAACUUGGAGGUGGACCCAAACAUCCAGAGAAUGAGGACAGAUGAGAAGAAUCAGAUCAAAGGGCUUAACAACAAGUUUGCCUCUUUUAUCGACAAGGUGAGAUUUCUGGAACAACAGAACAAAAUGCUGGAGACCAAGUGGUCUCUUCUACAGGAUCAGAAACUAGCAAGGUGUCAGAUAGAACCUCUGUUUGAGGCUUUUAUCAGCAACCUCAGGAGACAGCUGGAGAACUUGGAGUGUGAGAGAUCUCGCCUGGAUGCAGAACGGAACAGCAUGGAGGGAAAUGUAGAAGAACUAAAGAGAAGGUAUGAAGAUGAAGUCAACAGACGUACAGCUGCUGAGAAUGAAUUUGUUACUCUGAAGAGGGAUGUUGAUGCAGCUUUCUUGAACAAAGCUGAACUUCAGACGAAGGCUGACUCCCUGGCUGAUGAGAUUAACUUCUUGAGGACUCUGUAUGAUGCGGAAAUUGGUCAGCUCCAAGCCCAGAUCUCAGACACCUCGGUGGUUGUGUCCAUGGAUAACAGCCGAGACCUAGACAUGGACGGCAUCAUCUCUGAGGUCAGAGCUCAAUAUGAGGACAUUGCUAGCAGGAGCAGAGCUGAGGCUGAGGCCAUGUACCAGUCAAGGUUUGAGGACCUGCGCAUGGAAGCUGGAAGAAAUGGAAACAAUCUGCAGAGCAGCAAAAAUGAAAUUGCUGAACUCACCCGAACAAUUCAAAAACUUAAAGGAGAGAUAGAGUGUGCCAAAUCCCAGCGUGCUGCACUGGAAGCAGCUAUAAGUGAGGCUGAAGAACGUGGAGAAGCGGCUGUCCGAGAUGCCAAGAACAAACUGGCCGAGCUGGAGGCUGCUCUACAGAAGGCCAAGCAGGACAUGGCUCGCCAAAUGAGGGAUUACCAGGAACUGAUGAAUGUCAAACUGGCUCUGGAUAUAGAGAUCGCCACAUAUAAGAAGAUGCUGGAGGGAGAAGAGAGCAGGCUGUCUUCAGAGGGGCCCGUUAAUAUUUCUGUCCUGCACUCCAGCACCGGGGGAAAGCAUCAUUCAGGAGGAAUGUCCCACAGUGCAGGUGGCCACCAUCAUCACAAGGGAGGGUUCAGCUCCAGCAGCCACAUGUCAGUAGGCAAGCAUCACUCCAGCCAUGGACAUCACUGCUAAGGUGGAAGCAUAUACUGUAAGGAGACGAUGAGCUACUACAGCACACACACUAUGUCUA
Molecule: messenger RNA, 1578 nt
Organism: Pseudophryne corroboree (corroboree frog)
Lineage: Eukaryota; Metazoa; Chordata; Amphibia; Anura; Myobatrachidae
Product: keratin, type II cytoskeletal cochleal-like
Exons: 9
Coding region: 39-1520 (493 amino acids)
Biological process (GO): intermediate filament organization; keratinization
Cellular component (GO): keratin filament
Molecular function (GO): structural constituent of skin epidermis
Source: RefSeq, a predicted model, not a curated record